ACACAAGAUCAUCAACAUGUCCAUCAUUCAUAUUGUCUUGUUCAAACUCAAGUCUUCCUUGAGUGACUCGGAAAAGAAAGAGUUCUGUGAUGAUAUGCUGGGCUUGAAAAACACUUGUAUCCAUCCAACCUCAAAUACACCAUAUAUCGUGUCUUCAUCAGGCGGCGCCGACAACAGUCCUGAAGGUGUUCAGGGAGGCCUGACACAUGGCUUUGUAGUCGAGUUCGCAUCAAGUGAAGAUCGAGAUUACUAUGUUUCCAAAGAUCCUGCCCACCAAGCAUUUAUCAAGAAAAACGGUCCAAGAUUUGACGAUGUUAGAGUGAUCGAUUACGAGAAAGACGUGUACUGA
Messenger RNA from Exophiala oligosperma, 349 nucleotides. RefSeq lists its product as uncharacterized. The coding region runs from base 17 to 349 and encodes 110 amino acids. Lineage: Eukaryota; Fungi; Ascomycota; Eurotiomycetes; Chaetothyriales; Herpotrichiellaceae. The record is from RefSeq and is a predicted model, not a curated record. The transcript has 3 exons.